AUGACUUCUGGUCAGAACCACUCCACCGGAUUCUUCAAUGCUCGUUGGUUCGGUAAUACCACGAGCUCAUCUGAGCCCGACGAUAACCCCUGGGGUCAGCCCUUCAACAGCAUCAACACUGAGGCUCCGCCUCAACCACCGCACCGGGCAGAGGGUGCAUUUAACGUGUUUCUUAACAUGAUGUUUCCCAAACCCCAGGAGUCCAAUGAUCAGGAUACUAAGUCCGACAAGGGUGGAAAAAAAGACUCCUCCACGUCCAUGACAUCGGACGCAACUACGAACGACCUUUUCGAGCAGAACAUGAAGUCCUGCUCGGACUUCAUCGAUGAUCACGUGAAGUCUGACGUUCAUUCGGGCAAGUCAAGGGUGAAACGAACGGAGUCACUCAACUGUAACCAACUCCUUGUGAUUAUCCUCGGGGCAUCCAUGAACUCUAGCGAACUUCGCUGCCGCGUUCAACGAUGGGCUACCGAGGCGGGUGCCGAGCUGAGCGAGGACGACUCUCUCAUGCUACGAGUACUACCUCUCAAGCACGAAGCUUUGAGUCAGAUCGUAGCAAAGAUCAUCCGAACCGAUAAUACGCCUUCCACCCAGGACAUUAUCCACUGCGCGACUGUGCGUUUUGAAACGCUUAACUAUGUCGCGAAGGGUAUUUUUUGA
Molecule: messenger RNA, 660 nt
Organism: Annulohypoxylon maeteangense
Lineage: Eukaryota; Fungi; Ascomycota; Sordariomycetes; Xylariales; Hypoxylaceae
Exons: 2
Coding region: 1-660 (219 amino acids)
Source: RefSeq, a predicted model, not a curated record